CCCAUCGGACCCCUGCAUGACAGCGCCAGCAGGCCCUUUAGUCUGCACGCCUUACCUCUAAACGCUGAUCACACGUUAUCGCAUCCUAAACAUUACCCGGGAUACUACACCGACUCUCCCGACUAAAUGUGUCGUCAUGUCUUUCCGCUCAGCCGGGAGUGUCGCUAAGAACAAGAAGUUUUACAAGGGUUUGCUACCUUCCAAGGACGAAAAAGCGCAGCGUAGCAGUAACCCGCAGAGCCGGCGCGGCGGUGCUCAACCUCAGCCGCAAUCACGGAAGCGGGCCGCAGACGGGCGCUUCGCAGCAGAGCAGCACCAGCACCAGCAGCUAGAGGACCUCGAGGGUUACGUCGAGGAGACUGUCGAGGGUGCUGCCGGGGACCCGGGUGCUGCCGGGGACUCGGGAGCAGCGCUCAGGGACCACACGCGACAGACACGCAGAGACGCAAAACAGUCCCUCGCCCAAAGCCCACAGCUCACGUCGGCUUACCUGCGGGACUACGCGGAUGCUAGUGCUGCUCGUCAGCUGUUGCUGCAGUGCCAAGCAGCAGCAAUCACCGGCCUUGUGGAGGCGCGGGGCAGUGAGUGCCCCGAAUGCUGCGAGCCUUGCAACCUGACGCACAAGGUGCCGGUGGUGGUCGUCACUUGGGAGCAGCCGGUCAUCGUGGCCGUGCCGGUGCUAUGGUGCAAGCGCUGCUGCAAGUUCGUCAGCAUGCAGCCCACCGUUGUGGAUUGCCUGCCGGACACGCCAACAUCGUGGGACCUGACCAAACGGGCGGAGGGGCAGAUGGUGUUGUGGUGGCACGCCACAACACUCCAGCAGUUCUCCCGCCUAUGCUACUCAAGUCGGCAUCAGAGCGCAGACGCAUUUGCAGCUGCCAUGUUGGAGGUAUGGCGGUUGAACAGCGUCUGGCCUCUCAGCGACUCAGCGGCAGCGGCAGCUCCGAAGCUGGGCAGGGACAAGCUAAGAAAGCGCAUGCGCUACGCGCUCAACGCCUACUACCACCUGGAUGGCGUAGUACGUGACUAUCCGGAGGGCUUGGAGGGCUGGCCCGCCGCUGGCGCAGCCAACGCAUGCCCGUGCUGUGGUGAUAGCGCACACGCUGCAGCAUGCGACCGGGGGCUGGGGGCGGCGGCGGCUGCGGCGGCAGCCGCUGUGCCAAGGACUGCUGCCGCCCCUGCUGCAGCGGUGGCGGAGCCAGCUGCGGCACCAGCAGCCGCUGCAGACGUGGUUGCAGCUGGCGCGGAGCAAGGCGGAGACACCGGCAGGGAGGGAGGUUUUGGCCGCCUUGGGGGGCACGCCUAGGGUGGUCAGGAGUGGGACCAGGUUUGCGGGUAUGGUACCAGUGACACCUAGGGCGAUGCACUCGGCGGGUGAGUAGUGGACGGUCCAUCCAGCUUCUUCUAGGAGCUUUUGAGUUCUUGGUGUUGUUGGGACUUCUCUUCUCGUUUAUGUAGGUGUUGGGAGUCAGAGCUGUAUCCUAUUUCAAGGAUAUAGAUUGGUGUGCGGCUGCGGUUGCGGGGCGGCCGAUAGUCUUCGCGUUGUGUCAUUGUAGUGUCAAGGGCGGGGAUGAACUGAUGAAGAGAAUGUCUGGCCGGAGCCUGGCUAUAACCUCUGGGGGUGUGCCAUUACGGAAAAGCCAGGCGGGGGGUCUUUGGCCGGAUGCAUACUCGGGCAGGUCCGCAAGUGGGCCCGCGUCCAUUACCAUGUAGCCCCCGCCAUAGCUUCCUUUGGAGAUGCAUUUAGCCACUCGCUGUACCGCUAUGUUGUGGCGGUUGAUGUAUGCGCCUUUCAUCUGCCGUUGAGAGCACCCUCCAAGGAUAUGCCCUCCUGAGUCGGGUGCCUCGCAAAGGGGGCACAACCCGUUUCCGCCCAGUCCAUAUCGGCGUUUGAGGGCGGCAUUGAAAAGGUAGCCGUAUCUGGCAUAUAGGAUUUGUUUUACCAGCCAGGGGUGGCGGGUGGGGCUGGCCAGAGUUAGGUUGCUUGCUUGAGGGCACGCGCCGUCUGCUGCGGCGGCCCAGUUGUCGAGGACGGCUGUACUGUCUGUGAAUCCAUGUUGUGCCCGCGUGGGUAGUGAGGACAGGACUCCCCUGUUCAGGUCGCUGAUGUAAAAGUUGUCGGAGUUCCGUUUGGGCCACCAGAUGUUAGCCCAGGGCUCGUCAGGUCGCAGGUGCACCGCUUGGCUCAUUGCGCCCGCGUCACGCUACCGGCUACCAGGGCUGCGCCUUUGUCGGCCUCAUCGUUUCCUGCCAGGCCUGUGUGUGAGCGUACCUUCAGGGAUACGACAGGGAGGGAUUCGUCGGCACACUCGUUAAGUUCCUUUACAAUGUCACUGAGUAGGUUUUUGUGUUUGGACAGCGUCAGUUUCAUUGGGUCGCUAAUUGCUCUGCGUAUAAGGUACAGUGAGACCAGCGAGUCACUGGCAAUCACUAGCUUAGUCAGUCCCAGGAGUUGCGCGCGGGGGCGGUAGUGUCUUAGCGCAGCCAGGAUGGCGGAUAGUUCUGCGCGCUGGAUGGUAUUGGUGCUGUUUAGGCCGCCUGGCUCGACGUAGAGUGGUUCGCCCGUUGUUGCUGUCCAGGCGCAGGCGCCAAGCUGGUUCAUUUCGGCACCGUCGUCUCCUACUGCGAUUUUGAUGCACGACCCGUCCGUCCAGAUGACAGUGGCCGCGUCAUAGAGCGGCCGGGAGACGGCCGGGAAGCGGUCCCUGAGGGCGUUCAGAUCCGCUUGGAUGGGCGGGGGGACUGUGCAGGUGGGCGGGGCCGGGGGUGUUGGCGGGGUGCGGCGGUGUGUUGCCUGUCGCGCCCGGGUUUGGGCUCGGUGGCUGUAUGGCCGUGAGGUGGGUUGGUGGCGGUCUCUGGGGAGGGUGAUUCGGCGCGGCCAUCGCGCUACGGCAGCUGUGGUGUGAGUGGGCGUGGCGGUUGAGCCCCGAUGUCUGUAAGGGCGGCUUGGAGGUUGGCAAGGUUGUUGCGGGCCGUGAAGGCCUGCACCCCUGUUGUGUUGGCUACGAGUAGGAGGUCCAACCCGUGUCGUAGGGUGAUGGCCGGGCUAAGGGCGCCUAGCCCCUCGUCUAGGUUGGUCGCGGGUGUGUCGGGCGGGAGGUACGCGAGCGCUAUGUGUGUGACAUGAGGGCUACUGAAGAGGCGGGUGUGGGGGCUCUUGUGGUUGUGCGGGAUGACCAUGAGGGUUAUGGCCGGGUCCCUCUGCCCUUCGAGCAGUUCCGUGGUGGCCACGGCCCAUGCCAGAGCUUUGGUAUACGAGGCGGGGUUGGGGCCGGGGUGGGCGAUGGAGAGGCCGGUGAAAGGAGCAGACAGGGCGUCCGUUGUGGCCCCGAAGAGGGCAUCGGCCGGUUGGGCACUCCAGUAUUGGCAUACACGGUUGGAGCAGUUGAGUGGGGAGGCGAAGCGCUCCAUGAGGGCCGGGUUGGUCUCGCCGGGGUGGGCCGCAGCCAAGGCGUCGAGUAGGGUUGUUUUUAGGCACGUCGGCAGUGAGCGUUCGAGGGCCGGCGCUGUUUUGCAUGUUUUGCCUUUUUCAUCAACAUGGGUGCGGAUGAGUAAUUUGGCAACAUCUUCGGGGAAACCUCCGGGGGAACGGAGAGAUGCGGUUUCGGUUGGGUUACUGGCCAGGGCGUGAUUGUAGCGGGUGUAAAGGGUGUGUAGGGUCCCCAUGGUGAUGCUGGAAAUGUGGCGUCCGUCGGGGCCGUGUAUAUGUGCAAGGGUUUGUGCAUCUGUGUAUGUGUCCGUAAUCUGUAUGGUGUAGGCGCCCGUGGGGUAGAUGUCGUGGUAGGGGUUGCACGGUUUGGUGUUGAUUUGAGUGUUCUGUCUGGUGGUGCGUCGGCGCGCCGCUCCUUCCACGUCUGGUGGAGUCCACCGGCCCUGUCGUUGGGCUGGUGACAGGUGUGAGUCGCGAGGUGGGGGAGGCGUAGGCUCGCGAGGGGGUUUGGAUAGUCGUUGGAGGUGGGCAGCGUGCGCGGCUUGCCAUCCCUGGAGUGUAGGGCAUUUGCUAGCGGGCUCGCUAGUGACGUUCCAGU
This is a messenger RNA of Chlamydomonas reinhardtii, 4028 nucleotides long. RefSeq lists its product as uncharacterized. Bases 137 to 1306 code for a protein of 389 amino acids. Lineage: Eukaryota; Viridiplantae; Chlorophyta; Chlorophyceae; Chlamydomonadales; Chlamydomonadaceae. The transcript is spliced from 2 exons. The record is from RefSeq and is a predicted model, not a curated record.